CUUAAACUGGAGGAGGGAAGAUGAUGUCCUUGGAUGGACCGCAGAAGACAAUCAGUAACCCGAUGAUCCCAUAUGUUGGGACAAUACUUGGUGGCCUUGUUCCUGGAGAGCUGAUUGUGAUACAUGGGACUGUUCCUGAUGAUGCAGACAGGUUCCAGGUGGAUUUACAGUGUGGUAGCAGCAUAAAGCCUCGAGCUGAUGUGGCAUUUCAUUUCAACCCGCGCUUCAAAAGGUCUGGCUGUGUUGUUUGCAACACACUGGAGAGGGAAAAGUGGGGCUGGGAAGAGAUCACUUACGAGAUGCCCUUUCAAAAAGGAAAGUCAUUUGAGAUUGUCAUCAUGAUUUUAAAGGAUAAAUUCCAGGUGACUGUAAACAAGAAGCACUUGCUGCUCUACUACCACAGAAUUAGCCUUGAAAGAAUAGAUACUCUUGGAAUAUAUGGCAAAGUGCAGAUCAAAACUAUAGAUUUUGUUUCUAAUUCUUUACAAGGCUCUCAGCCAUCAUCUCUAAUAGUUACAAAGAUAAAUACAGAAAAUGGGGAUAUGCCAGAUGGCUCACAAUUUGAUGUUCCUUAUGUUGGGAAACUUGAUACUGCACUUUGUCCAGGAUGCACACUUGCCAUUAAAGGAGAAGUGAGUAGGAACCCAAAAAGCUUUACGAUAAAUCUGAAAUCAAGUGACUCAAAGGAUAUUGCAUUACAUCUGAAUCCCCGAGUGAAAAAUCAAGUUUUUGUAAGAAACUCAUACCUUCAUGACAGCUGGGGAGAAGAAGAAAAGGAAAUUACCAACUUCCCUUUCAGUCCAGGGAUGUACUUUGAGCUGAUCAUUUUCUGUGAUGCCCACCAGUUCAAAGUUGCUGUUAAUGGUGUUCACACACUGGAGUACAAGCAUCGUUUUAAACAACUUGAAAAGAUCAACGUAGUGGAAGUCAUGGGAGAUGUUCAGUUGCUAGAUGUGAAGAGCUGGUAGUUCUUCUCAAUCGGUACUAAAAGAAAUAAAUCUCUUCUGAGGACAGUGCCUCCUUGUCGAGUACAAACAGAUGCU
Messenger RNA from Indicator indicator, 1043 nucleotides. RefSeq names its product galectin 8 (gene LGALS8). Gene Ontology annotation, molecular function: carbohydrate binding. The transcript is spliced from 9 exons. The record is from RefSeq and is a predicted model, not a curated record. The coding region runs from base 21 to 968 and encodes 315 amino acids. Lineage: Eukaryota; Metazoa; Chordata; Aves; Piciformes; Indicatoridae.